Rhododendron vialii is the source of this 3896-nucleotide messenger RNA. RefSeq names its product transcriptional corepressor SEUSS. Gene Ontology annotation, biological process: negative regulation of transcription by RNA polymerase II; positive regulation of transcription by RNA polymerase II. Gene Ontology annotation, cellular component: nucleus; transcription regulator complex. Lineage: Eukaryota; Viridiplantae; Streptophyta; Magnoliopsida; Ericales; Ericaceae. The coding region runs from base 1024 to 3405 and encodes 793 amino acids. The transcript has 10 exons. The record is from RefSeq and is a predicted model, not a curated record.
ACGUCCGCGAUAGAACACAUUCUCUCUCUUCCCCCCUCUUUCUCUCUCUCUCUCCCCACGAAGAACUGGAAACACUCCUCUGCCUUUCUCUAGUCCUCGCCUCGUCUGAUACUUUCAAUACUUAAAGAAGACUUCGAACAAAGAUUUAGUCCAAAAACACAAAACCCUAGCGAACAACAUCUCACCGGCAUAUCCCCACCUCUGUACACUUAAAUGCGAGCAGAACAGAGCAAGUUCAAGGAGCAGAAGAGUUACAGUGGAUUGUCUCCAGUUUUCGCCACUUAGGUCGUUUCUUACCGUGGUUGUUGAGUAUUUGUUCAAGACUUUUGAGGCUGUAUUGGAUGAAGGAUUUGUGAAGGGCGUUACUGAGGGAAAUUUAGAGGUGGGAGAAACAAACUGGAAACCUGUGAAGCAAAAUCCAUCUUGUUUUCUUUUUCCUCCACAAAUCUCUAUGAAAAUUCUUAAUCCAAACACAACCUAAGUUCUUUUGAUUCUUUUUAGGAGGGUUUUGGGUCUCUGUAUGCGGGCACUAGGUACACGAGUGCUCUCUUUUAGUUAUCAAAGUCGUAAUUUGUUUAUUUUGUUGGCUUCUUCCACAAUGCUCUAGUGAUAAAGCCUUUCUUAUAGUUGUCAAAUUAUGCACAGGUUCAUGCCAUGUCCAGCCAAAGAUUGUCCCUUUGGCCUUUAGCAGAGCUAAGGGACUUCAAGGAUGUUCAGAACCAUAGCUUGUUAUUUGCUUCUGGUUUACCUUGGCCACAGAUUCGUGCUUGGUAAAGUUCAAAACGGUAUGCUCAAGCACAAGGGCUUUCCUUUUCUAUCGGUGCACAAUAAAGAGUUGGCAAUGUCUACCCUUGGCUCUGAAUGUAGGAUGCUUUUUGGGUUGAUUAAUAAAUUGGGUUCUGUACACUUUGCUGUGUAAUAGUUGUGCAUUUGAAUCUUGUACCACUGAGUGCCAAAUUGCUGUUUGUUUAGGUAGUGUUGUGCUUGGUAAUUGUUUGCAGAUUGCACUUUUAGAAAAAAAAAAUGGUACCAACAGGGCCUUCUUCCACUCAAAUGGGUGGUCCCCACUCCCAGCCCGUUCCACCUUCGCUACUGCGAUCAAAUUCUGGUUUAAUGGGUGGCGGUCAAGGGGGUUCAAAUUCUCUUGCAUCACCUCGUACACAGUUUACUAACAUGAACAUGCUUGGCAAUGUGUCCAAUGGUUCAUCCCUCCUCCCUCAGUCUUUUGGAACAAUAGGCCCGAAUUCUGGAUUUUCUGGAGCCGAAUCUGACCAAAACCCCACACUUGGAAAUGGAAUGGGUUUUACUUCGUCUCCUCCAUCCUUUGCACCGUCAAAUAUGGCAAACCCUAGUUCAUCGGUUGAGGUGCAGGGACAGCAGUUUCCUUCGGGUAGCCAGAUGCUGCCAGAUCAACAACAGUCUCAACAGUUACAGCAGCUACAUUCUUUGAGAAAUUUGGGCCCUGUAAAACUGGAACCCCAACAAAUUCAGACCAUGAGAAGCCUGGGACCCGUCAAGAUGGAGCCCCAACAUUCAGACCAACAAAUCCAGACCAUGAGGAGCCUGGCACCCGUCAAGAUGGAGCCCCAACAUUCAGACCAGUCAUUGUUUCUGCAUCAACAGCAACAACACCACCACCAACAACAGCAGCAGCAGCAGCAGCAGCAGCAGCAACAGCAACAGCAGCAGCAGUUUCUUCACAUGUCACGACAGUCUCAGGCUGCUGCUGCUCCGCUCAAUCUUUUGAAUCAACAGAGAAUUUUGCACCUUCAGCAACAGCACCAACAACAGCUUGCCUUGAAAUCCCUUCCCUUACAACGAUCCUCAUCACAGCAGCUGUUUCAAACACAGAAUUUACCUUUGAGGUCCCCUGCAAAACCAGUGUAUGAACCUGGGAUGUGUGCCAGACGGCUGACACGAUAUAUGUAUGAGCAACAACACCGACCUGAGGACAACAAUAUUGAGUUUUGGAGGAAAUUUGUGGCUGAGUAUUUCGCCCCUAAUGCAAAGAAGAAGUGGUGUGUUUCAUUGUAUGGAAGUGGGCGCCAAACAACCGGAGUUUUCCCUCAGGAUGUAUGGCACUGUGAAAUAUGUAACCGCAAACCCGGCCGUGGAUUUGAGGCAACGGUUGAGGUUCUUCCAAGGCUUUUCAAAAUUAAGUAUGAGAGUGGAACUUUGGAAGAACUACUUUAUGUUGAUAUGCCUCGGGAAUAUCAGAACUCCUCUGGUCAAAUCGUGCUGGACUAUGCAAAAGCCAUACAGGAAAGCGUCUUCGACCAACUUCGUGUUGUGCGGGAUGGUCAACUUCGGAUUGUUUUUUCACUAGACCUGAAGAUAUGCUCUUGGGAGUUUUGUGCUCGGCGUCAUGAAGAGCUCAUUCCUCGAAGAUUGCUAAUUCCUCAGGUUACUCAGCUUGGGAUUGCAGCUCAAAAGUACCAGGCUUCUACUCAAAAUGCAUCAUCCAAUUUGUCGGUGCCUGAGUUACAAAGUAACUGUAACAUGUUUGUUGCCUCAGCUCGUCAGUUGGCAAAAGUGCUGGAAGUGCCAUUAGUUAAUGAUUUAGGAUAUACAAAGAGAUACGUGCGCUGCCUUCAGAUAUCUGAGGUGGUCAAUAGUAUGAAAGAUUUGAUUGAUUACAGCAGAGAAACUGGCACUGGACCUAUGGAAAGCUUGGCGAAUUUCCCUCGGAGGACAAAUACGACAUCUGGGUUUCAUGGUCAACCUCAACAAACGGAGGAGCAACUACGCCAACAGCAUCAAACAGUGGGUCAGAUCUUAAACAAUGAUCAGACCUCUGUUCAAGACACAUCGAUGCAAGUCGCUACUACUAAUGGUGUGCCCAGUGCAAACAACCCUCUUAACUUACCAUCCAACCCUUCCUCCACUAGCUCUGUUGUUGGGCUUCUCCACCAGAACUCAAUGAACUCUAGACAACAAAACCCUACCAACAAUCCUGCGAAUUCCCCAAAUAUCCCUGUGCAACAAUCCGCUCUAUCCGGUGACGCUGAUCCAAAUGAUUCUCAUAGUUCUGUUCAGAAAAUCAUCCAAGAAGUGAUGAUGACUUCACAACUGAAUGAUGUGAAAAAUGUUAAUGGGAUAUUGAUGAGAAAUAAUAGCAUGGGUCUUAAUGGUGGAGUUGUUGACGGCAAUGUAGGAAUGGCUGGAGGAUUUGGCGGCGGCAUAGGUGGUGGUGGUGGAAUUGGCCAGGCGGCCAUGAUAAAUGGACUCCGAGCAGCUAUGGGAAAUAACUCUAUGAUAAUGAAUGGAAGGGUAGGGAUGACAUCUAUGAGUCGAGAUCAAAAUAUGAACCAUCAACAGCAGGCCUUGGGGGACCAGCUGAUUAGUGGUCUUGGAGCUGUAAAUGGGUUCAAUAAUCUCCCGUUUGAUUGGAAAUCAUCUCCAUGAAGUUUUCGGGUUUUGAGUGAAAUGAUUAGAUUACAGCUGCUUGGGCAGGAAACUGCAGAAUUGCCUUUGGCCGUGGUGAAGAUUGCAUAAUGAUGAAUUGGUUUAAGGGCAGAAGAGGAAAAACGUAAAGCAUUGCGUUUUCGUCCUUUGACAUGUUUUAUCAGCCUAAGUUUGCUUCAUUUCCUUCUAACGAUAUUCUAUACCCAAAUCUAUUAUUCAAUACAGCCGUCUUCCUCCCCCCCCCCCCCCCCCUGCUAACAGCCUUGGAAUGAGAAAUUCAGGGUGUGUGAAUGUUGUCCGGUGGAGCUUUCUUGAAAUCUACUUACCGUGUAGCUUUUUUCGCGCCAUUUGUAAACUAGAGUGUCCUCUCUCUCUCUCUCUCUCUCUCUCUCUCUCUCAACAGGCGAGUGUAUGUAUAUCCUAAGGUUGGUUUUGGGUGAAAGUUUAAUGUAAUUACUUAAGAGCUCCAUAGGUUGAUUUUCAGUGGUUUA